GUUUACACCAAUAUGGUUUACACUAAUAACAAACACUCCCUCUUGGCAUUCUUUUAUCUAAUACCUCACAGACCAGUUAGACUACAUUUUUUUAUUCAAACCAACUCCCUACUCUUUUCCUGUCGUAUUUGCUACAACAUGAAACGACAUAUGGACUUUUAAAAAACAUCACAAUUUCUAUAUUCUAUAUUCCUGUGGAAUAAUCAAUGGAUUUUAUGUUGGCACUGACUCUACCGACAACUCAGGAGAUUCCUAAUCAAUUGAAAGCCUUUUCACGCUGUUCUCAUAUCCAUCAGUGUUAUCCUUCUCAGGUAUAUCGGGAAAUGAGUUUUACUCUGUCCGUACUGCUGCUUCAGUUACUGUCUGUGAGCCACUCAGUAUCUGCUUCGGUUUUGGAUGCUUCAACUGGAAACUCUACAGUGUAUAGGAACAGAUUGAAAGGGUCUACAAUCAGCUCCCUCUCCCUCUCAUUCUCAGCAGCUCACUACUGCUUUAAACCUGAUGCUGUUUCAACAUUCAUCCUUUUAGAUGUCAUCCAAAAAUACACUUUGAGGAGUGGUUCUAUUGAACUCAUUGGACAGGUCCCAAAUGUGCUUGUUGAGUCAGUCAUGUGGACACGCAACAAAGACAAAGUUGCAGAUUGGGAUAAGGGAGACAUGACGCCAACAUAUUAUCCUACAUUAGAUAAGACUGAACUCAACAUGGACACAUGGGCUCUGACCCUCUCUGACCUGCAGCCUACAUGUAAUGGUCAAUAUGCACUUCAGAUCAAUGGUAUAGAAACAGCCUCGUCUUUUCAACUGAUUGUACUAGAAUCUGUUUCUGGGCCAAACAUCAGCCCAAACUGUGACCUGAGGAGCUGCAACUUGACCUGUCAAGGAGCAGGUAUUGAUCACACUGAGUACAGCUGGACUGAUAACCGAGGGAGAAACGAGAGAGGAUCUGUGCUUAAGGUGGAGAAGACUAAGGCACUCGACAGGGUCUACACCUGCAACUUCAGCAAUCCAGUGAGCUGGAAAACAAGCAGCGUCAGAGAGAGAGAGCUGUUCCCUCCAGAAAAUACAGAUGCUAACCUGCAUAUCAUCCUGGGAUCUAUCGUGGGAUCUAUCUUGGGCGGGGCUGUCCUGAUAAUCAUAGCUGCAGCAACUGGAAUUGCAGUGUACAAAAAGAGAAAUGAAGCAAAUGGAGAGGAAGAAACUAGGAGGGCCCAGCUGUCACAACAGCCAUUACAACAACAGCCACUACAACAAGCAAUUCAAAUGUCACCAAUUAAAAAUCACACUCAGGAUGGAGAAGGAGAUGGAGAAGACAAACAACAUGAAACCCAGAAGCUCCUGUCAGCACCUGAGGGAAAUAGACCUAAUGGAGAAGAUGCUCAGGAUGGACCAGAGCCAGCAUCAGCAGAUGAAGAGGACUGUAUAUGAAAAUGUAGUGCUACCACCACAGGGAAAUGAUGGAGAUGCUGUACUGUAUGUGAGGUGAAUGCAAUGCUAUAAAAGAGCCAGAUCCAUUGAGGUUCAUUACCCAAUAUUUAAGUACCGGUACUGUUAAGUAUCAAAGACUUGACCCACGUUUUCAAAGUACUGUAUUUCAAACAGUGGUGUGACAUACAAGCACCAACAAAGGGAUGUUGUCCUGUGAUUUGUCCUGCUUUGUUGAACAAUACCAAAGGUGCUAUUUCUGUUCAGAACUGGAUUUAUUGUCACGCUAGCUGUGGAUGCAUGAAAGAUGGACCUCAUGAAAUUCACACACUAUACACUUUUCUAAAAUAGCUAGAUUUGUGCCCAGUAUGACCUCUUGUAAACUUUUAGUAGGGAGAGUGACUCUUAAAUGAUUUCAAGAUUAUGUGCAAUGAAACAACAAUGCAACAAUGCCCAAACUCUUCGUGAGGAAGGGUCAGUAUUACAUGCUGCAAAUGCAAACAAAAGUGUAAAACGCAACGUCAGUGUGAGGUCACAUCUGAGGAGCGAUGGGCUGAGGCUCUCCCCAGCGGAGCAGCCACGGAGUGACCAGAAACCAGGCAAGAGCGCAAGAGGGUCAGAGGGCGUCCAUUACCCAGGAGGUCUUCUUAUAGGACCACCCAUUACUCCCAGCACCAAUGGGCACACUCCAUGAUCUGCAGAUUGAUAACAAGGCAGCACAGACCAAAGGGCAGAGCCCCAACAGGCAUUAGAAAAAGUGUGAUACUAGGAAUGACUAGCAGGGCCUUAACAGUAUCAGUAUUGUAUGAAGGGUCAGUUACAUGCUGCAAAUGCUGAUGUCAUCACAUUAAUGAAGAAUGAUUUAGAAUAUACAUUUGUGUGACACAACGGGGCUUUAUUUCUUAAAGUGUGCUAGUUCAUAUACAUAUUUAAAAUGUAAGAUUUUUUAAAUGUGUACACUUGUAAGUUAUUAUUAUUAUUGUAUAUUCUUUUAUUUUGACAUGAUUUUCUUUUAUCCUUCCAGUAUU
Molecule: messenger RNA, 2449 nt
Organism: Alosa sapidissima (American shad)
Lineage: Eukaryota; Metazoa; Chordata; Actinopteri; Clupeiformes; Clupeidae
Exons: 9
Coding region: 207-1424 (405 amino acids)
Source: RefSeq, a predicted model, not a curated record